CCCUUAGCUUCACCCACAGACCGCGCAGGAGGAUGAACCUGGAGCGGCUGAGGAAGCGGGUGCGACAGUACAUCGACCAGCAGCAGUAUCAAAGUGCCCUGUUUUGGGCAGACAAAGUAGCUUCACUGUCUCAUGAGGAACCACAAGAUAUCUACUGGUUGGCGCAAUGUCUUUACUUAACAGCUCAGUAUCAUAGGGCAGCACAUGCCCUUCGAUCACGUAAGUUGGAUAAGUUAUAUGAAGCAUGUCGCUACCUUGCAGCUAGAUGUCACUAUGCUGCAAAAGAACAUCAACAAGCCCUGGAUAUUCUUGAUAUGGAAGAGCCAAUCAACAAAAGACUUUUUGAAAAGUACUUGAAAGAUGAAAGUGGAUUGAAAGACUCUACCACAGAAUGGGAGAUGUCACAAUCCUCUAUCAAGAGCUCUAUAUGCCUUUUGCGAGGGAAGAUCUAUGAUGCUUUGGAUAAUAGAACCCUAGCAACAUACAGCUACAAAGAGGCCUUGAAGCUUGAUGUUUACUGCUUUGAAGCAUUUGAUCUUUUAACAUCGCACCAUAUGCUGACAGCCCAAGAAGAAAAAGAACUUCUUGAAUCUCUACCUCUUAGUAGACAAUGUACAGAAGAAGAACAAGAAUUGCUUCACUUUUUAUUUGAGAAUAAAUUGAAAAAGUAUAAUAAACCCAGUGAAACACUGAUUCCUGAAUCAGUAGAUGGUCUUCAGGAAAACCUGGAUGUGGUAGUAUCCUUAGCUGAAAGACAUUAUUAUAACUGUGAUUUCAAAAUGUGUUACAAGCUUACUUCGGUAGUGAUGGAAAAAGAUCCUUUCCAUGCAAAUUGUUUACCUGUGCAUAUAGGGACACUUGUGGAGCUUAAUAAAGCGAAUGAGCUUUUCUAUCUUUCUCACAAACUGGUGGACUUGUACCCAAAUAAUCCUGUGUCAUGGUUUGCAGUAGGAUGCUACUAUCUCAUGGUUGGCCACAAAAAUGAACAUGCCAGAAGAUACCUCAGCAAAGCUACUACCCUUGAAAGAACCUAUGGACCUGCGUGGAUAGCAUAUGGACAUUCAUUUGCAGUUGAGAGUGAGCAUGACCAAGCAAUGGCUGCAUACUUCACAGCUGCACAGCUCAUGAAAGGGUGUCAUUUGCCAAUGCUCUAUAUUGGACUGGAAUAUGGUUUGACCAACAACUCAAAGCUAGCUGAAAGGUUUUUCAGCCAAGCUUUGAGCAUUGCACCUGAAGAUCCUUUUGUUAUGCAUGAAGUUGGAGUGGUUGCAUUUCAAAACGGAGACUGGAAAACUGCAGAAAAGUGGUUUCUUGAUGCACUGGAAAAAAUCAAAGCUAUUGGAAAUGAGGUAACAGUUGAUAAGUGGGAGCCUUUACUGAACAACUUAGGACAUGUCUGCAGAAAACUCAAGAAAUAUGAAGAAGCGCUGGAAUACCAUCGCCAGGCUCUAGUACUAAUUCCUCAAAAUGCUUCUACUUACUCUGCCAUUGGCUACAUACAUAGUCUAAUGGGCAAUUUUGAAAGCGCAAUCGACUAUUUUCAUACGGCCCUUGGUCUUAGGAGAGAUGACACAUUUUCAGUCACGAUGCUUGGACAUUGCAUAGAAAUGUAUAUUGGUGAUUCUGAAGCCUACAUUGGAACAGAGAUCAAAGACAAAUUAAGAUGUUAUGACUUUGAUGUACACACAAUGAAGACAUUAAAGAACAUAAUUUCACCUCCCUGGGAUUUCAGAGAAUUCGACAUAGAAAGACAAACUCUGGAUGAAAGCGGCAUAGUAACAUUAGAAACAUCACAUCAAAGGAAAAGUACAGAUACCAGUCGCCCAUUGGAAGAAACAUUUGAGAUUGAAAUGAAUGAAAGUGAUAUGAUGUUAGAAACAUCAAUGUCAGACCAUAGUACGUGACCAUAAAGGCUGGUAGAGAGCUCAUUUUGUCUAAGUGUAAUAUGUUUGUUUUAGCAUUUUUGUUACGGUGUUAUACUUUCAAGAAUUUGCUAUUUUUAUAUGAAUUCAAACUACUGCUCUACACCGGAGAAAUAAUGCUUGCCUUAAGGAUGAUUAAAACGUAUACAUGACGGACUAUUUCUACAAAAUUAAUAUACAUGAUGAAGUAAAAAAUAAAUUCACUUUUUUUUAAAACUGUUUACUGAUCCAUGUGUCUGCCAUCAGUAAGACUGUGAAGAUUUAAAAAUAGUACUUAACAUGGAACCAUUAACAAUGUUGUUAAAAUGAAUAGCCAGACUAAUACAGUAUUACUGUGGCUUCUGAGUUUUAUCCUGUCUGUGAGGAAUGCUUUCUUAGUAAAUAGACAAAAA
Gavia stellata (red-throated loon) is the source of this 2314-nucleotide messenger RNA. RefSeq names its product cell division cycle 16 (gene CDC16). Lineage: Eukaryota; Metazoa; Chordata; Aves; Gaviiformes; Gaviidae. Gene Ontology annotation, biological process: cell division. The transcript is spliced from 18 exons. Gene Ontology annotation, molecular function: protein binding. The record is from RefSeq and is a predicted model, not a curated record. Bases 33 to 1904 code for a protein of 623 amino acids.